UAUUUGAAAGACGCCAUUACAUUGACCUAAAUAGUGUCCUUGGGAAAGACAAAUUUAAGGUAAUAAUGGAUUGAAUUCUGCUAAUUUACAAGACAUAGUAACAAGUACUGCAAAGGAACGUUUAUGUUUAAAUCAGGACUGUUCAAUCAUGGCUGUCCCUGGUAAAAAAGCUCCACAGAACUUAUCAUCAACCAUGUCUCGAGGUUCAGGAGAGGAUUUUGAAGUUUUCUGUCUACCCUGUGACAGAGAUGACCUCAGACUACCUGCUGCUGGGUACUGCGUAGAUUGUGAAGAGCAUCUGUGUGACUCAUGCUUUAACACCCACAGGAGACCAAAGCCACUUCGACAUCAUCAACCCCUAGAUAAAGCCCACAUGCCAAAGAGUCCAACUCUUUCAACAACAUCUAGUUCCACUCAUGUUGGACAGUCAGAUGACCUAACAGAUCCUUGCACGAAACACAAAAAAGAAAUCAUCAAAUUCUACUGCAAUGACCAUAAAGCACUACUAUGUGUUGUAUGUGUAACACUUGAACAUACCCCUACAUCCUGCCGGGUCGACUAUAUACCCGAUAUAUCAGGACAGGCCAUAGACAGCACUGGGUCCAAAGAAACUUUUAAGAAGCUAGGGAAAAUAGCUGAAGAAUGUCAAAAGAUAUCAUCAGACCUAAAACAAAUGGUUGCAAAAUCAAAUACUUCUUUAACGGACGUUCUUGCUGAAAUAUCAAAGCUCAGACAAGAGAUUAACCAAAGAUUAGAUGGACUUGAGAAGGAAGCUAAAGAUGCAGCAAAAACUUUACAGCAAGAGAAUGCCACAAAGUUGAGGACCACAAAAACAGCAUGUGAUAACGCCAUUCAGUCUAUAAAAGCAGCAUCCGACACAAUAAGACAUCUCAACACAACAAAGAAAGCAAACAAACUUUUCAUUGAGCUUAAUAAUGCUGAGCAAGUAUUCCAAGAAAAUGUAAACAAAAUGUCACAACUGACAACAGCUGAAGAUAUUAAAGAAUAUAUGUUCAAACCAGGUCCAGCCAUGGAAACACUUCUUCAAAAUGAGAAAUCACUAGGUACACUAAGAGCUAAACUACUAAAACAGUCAAGUUUGUCUUCAACCACUACUUUAAUAUUCAGCACAAUUUCUCCACCUAGAAACAUUAGUAUUAAUACUUCAUCAGAUGGAUGUGAUUGUUCCAUUACUGGAAUGACUACCAGUUCUCCAAACCAAAUAUUCCUAGCAGAUUAUAGCAAUAACUCAGUUAAAAUGGUAGAUACUAACAGUCUAUCCAUUCGACAACAGAGGCUAGAUUCAAGUCCUUGGGAUAUCAAAAUAAUCUCCAGAGAUGAACUUGUUGUAACAAUGCCAGCUAUCAACACAAUACAGUUUUUAUCUUUCUCCUCAAACAGACUCUUUAAGAAACACACACUUAAAGUAGAUGGAAAAUGUUAUGGUAUAUGUUACUAUCAGGAAAAAUUUGCUGUAACAUUCCUAGAUCCUGGCACACUCAAAAUCAUGGACAUGAAAGGCACUGUCCUAGUGAAUAUCACAAAAAACUCGAGUGGUAAAAAUAUUUUCAUUUACCCAGAAUAUGUCUCUACCAACAGCCACUCUAUCUAUGUAUCUGACUGGGGAAAGCAUGAAGUUAUAUGGUUGAAUUGGCAAGGUGAACUACUAGGUAGUUAUGGAGGGUUGGGACUUCCACGCGGACUUGAUAUGCUGACUGACGGUUCAAUUUUUGUGAGUGAUUCGAGAUAUGACAAAUGUAACAUACUAAACAUUACUGGUGACUGUAAAGAAAGCAAAACGAUACUGAAGGACUUUAAUUAUCCUAAGGCGAUUUGCUGGUGUGAUGCAAGCAAAACUCUUCAUGUCAGCAGCACAACUAUCUCUGAUGAAGGUAGAAACAAUUUAAUUAAAAUCUACAAGAUGUCAUAAAACACGGUGUAGGAUUAAUUUUCUACUGACUACAUAAAUUCUCAGAAAAAAGAAACAAACUUUAUCUAUGUAAACAUCAAUCUAUAAUAUUGCAUAAGAAACAUCACCAGGUGAAGUGCAGCGACAUCUUUCGGUGCUCGGGGACAGUUGGCGGCCCAUACAUUGGACACUCUUCAGCACAUUUAUACAUAUAAAUAUAUCGACUUUUAAACAGCCUUGUCAAUUAAAUGAAUAAAAAAGUGGAAAUGGGUAAUAAUUUUGUAAAAAUGCAAAAUAGGGCUAUGGAAUCUGUACGAUUUAUAUCAGCUCAUGACAGCAGACAAGUGUGUGAAAUUUCAAUCAAUUCCCAUGAGUGGUUAUUGAGAUAUCAGCUUACAUACAAAAACUUAACAAAAUACUGCUAAGUCGAAAAAGGUGCAUAAUUUUGUGAAAAAAAAAAGCAAAAUAGAACCUGUGCAAUAUAAGUCAGUAUAUCACAGUGAAUAAGUGUGUGAAGUUUCAAUCCAUUUCCACAAGUGGUUACUGAGAUACAAUCUUACAUACAAAAACUUAACCAAAUCAGGACGCGGACGCACGGGUGAGUCCAGUAGCUCCAUCUAUCCAUUGAAUAGUGGAGCUAAAAAACCUAAAAUAUUUUACAGACUAGACAGGAAAAGAUCAUUGUUGACUUUUGACCUACAAGUGUGACCUUGACCUUUGAGCCAAACUUGUGCAAAGUAAUAGUAAAAUCCUUUCGAUGGAUUGCAGAGUUAUGAAUGGGACAGGAAAGAAAACCAUACUGACCUUUGAUCUCCAAGUGUGACCUUGACCUCUGAGCUAGGGAUCUGAGCGUUGCGCACGAAAUAUCACCUCAUUAUGUGGAACAUUCGUGUUAAGUAAUAUCAAAAUCCCUUUACUGAUGACAGAGCUAUGGACUGAACAUUUAGUGACCUUUGACCUCAAUAGUGUGAUCUUAAACUGAGCUUGGGACCUGUGAGUUGCACUGCCACAAGACAUGUUGUCUCAUUAUGGGAAACAUUUGUGCCAAGUAAUAUUUAAAUCCUUUCAAGCUUCAAAUGGUGGAAGAUAAAGUACAUGUGCGCAUUAUUUUAGGCACAGGUGAGCAACUGGGUAGAUCGAACAAGAUCCACUUUCUUUGAAAGAAUACGAUACCCUAAACAAGGUUAAAAUCUACUCGGGUGAGGGCAAGUGAUUUAAGGUCAGGUAACUUAACUUGGCCAUUUUGAGUCUAUCAAGCUACAAUUUGAUGGUAUUUUGAUGUUAAGAGUAGCCUACCUUUGGCGGAGCACCUUUUGUUUCUCAACUAUUUUCUCUAGCUUCUUAAAAGUUUCUUUGAACCCUGUAUGGGUUUUAAAAUAGUAUAAUUAUAUAAUACGCCUUUCAAUAACACAUGAAUAUUAAUAUGAGUCGAAUGCUUUUCUCUCAAAUAAAUAAAUGGUGGCAAAAUAA
Messenger RNA from Mercenaria mercenaria, 3379 nucleotides. Its product is annotated as E3 ubiquitin-protein ligase TRIM71-like. The record is from RefSeq and is a predicted model, not a curated record. Gene Ontology annotation, molecular function: zinc ion binding. The transcript is spliced from 2 exons. Bases 149 to 1930 code for a protein of 593 amino acids. NCBI's taxonomy places the organism in Eukaryota, Metazoa, Mollusca, Bivalvia, Venerida, Veneridae.